Molecule: messenger RNA, 1218 nt
Organism: Leptosia nina
Lineage: Eukaryota; Metazoa; Arthropoda; Insecta; Lepidoptera; Pieridae
Source: the annotation of a GenBank genome assembly
AUGUACAAAACGGUGCGCCACGGUGAAAACAGUCUUCAGUAUACCAUACUUCCGCAAACUGAAGAAGUUCUGAGCAACAGUGGACUAAAGGGCAAGGGACGCGACUACAGUCCGUCGAUUCACGUCCGACGAAGAAGGAGAUCGACCCUUAAAUAUGUGCUGAUGGUGAUUUUCGGCACAGUCGUGGCUUUAGCACUGGCGUCGGUCCCACUAUACGUCAUGAACGGUGCUAUAUUCGCUCGGAGACUGCAGUUCGAACACCACGACACAACUACACCGGCCCUAACACCUGGAGGAAGAGAAAUACUGCGAUCACGUAAAAAGGAAAUGAAAAUAUCCGAAAUUAUCACUGUAAAGCCCAAGGAAGAAGUUACUACAUCUACAACCAUGUCCACAACCAGUACCACACCACCAACGUCUACCAGCGAAAGAAUUACAACUCCCUGGACGAUGCCCGCUUUGAGGUCGUGGAAAUAUUCAGGAUCAACUGUUCUACCACAACUACCAACGGAGGAUAUUGAACGGAUUCCACUUAUCGGAACACCAUCUGGCAGCGUACGCCUAUUAGAUCACUACAUGUCCAUGAGACCUUGGGAUAAAGAUAUAAUUAUUAGAGCGACAGUUACCCCAGAGCCUAUAACAAUCCGAAACGUGUUCAACUAUUACUCGCGUGUCUUUGACCCUACGCAGAAGAUAGUAACGGAUAGCCCAAAAGUGUUUGAGGACGUAUUGAUCACUACAAAAUCGACGCCAAUAACUUCGACCACUACAGAAGUAACCACCAGUGAUAUGACGAAGUUCAAUAACUUGAAAGACGCUCUGCUAUCCGCAGAUAACGAUGAAGAAGCGAAAGAAUCGUUAGAGUUUGACGAAGUAUUUUCACUGCCACCGUUGAAGCCAGAUGCUGUUGUACCGAGCUCUGAUGCCGAUGAAGUUACGGUGUCGAAGACUAAUUUCGGCUGGUACGGGAAGAAGUUUUCUUUUAUUGACACGUCGGGUUUCCAGUGGCCUGUUCAUGGCAGUGCAAGCGACACCAUUUUCUUGUUCCUCACGAUCGCUAUGUCUGUAAUUACUGUGGCGCUGUUGAUAUCGAUGGCGGUCAAAGCAAGAAAAGAACCUUCUUCGAAUCUGUCUGCGUGCGAGGAGAUCGCCGUGGAAUCGCACAAUGACGACAACACUGUGUUAUUGGAAGCUGAAAAUCCUGAAGCAGACGAGUGA